CCACAAAGUGUCUCUUUUCAAACAUCUCUUUUCUUUUCAUGUGACAAAAUUGUGGAGCUGCGGCUUCAUCCCAGUCGGUUAUGGGAGUAUAUAGGAGUCUUCUUGUUUGUUUUUUUUUUCUUCUUCUUCUUCUUCUUCUUCUUAUUCUUCUUCUUCUUCUUAUUCUUCUUCUUCUUCUUCUUCUUCUUCUUCUUCUUCUUCUUCUUCUUCUUCUUCUUCUUCUCCUCCUCCUCUUCUUCUUCUUCUUCUUCUUGUCUGGUUACUUUCUUUCUCUGUGGGCGUGUGUGUGCAUAUUACCCUUACCGCCCAAUUCUGCUUCUUUAGACUAUUCUGGAUGGUUUAUGCAUGGGAUAUGAAUGGGUUCUUGUCUGAUAAUUAUGACCCUGUGAUAUGUCAUUUUAAUGUCUGUUUGUCCAUAGAAUGAUACCUCAAUGACAGUUCCAGGUGGUGCAUGAGAAAAAGGUGGUUAUGUUUGCUUGCGGGUGCUGUUUUAGAGCUAAGCUAUAAG
Messenger RNA from Aspergillus saccharolyticus JOP 1030-1, 508 nucleotides. RefSeq lists its product as uncharacterized. Lineage: Eukaryota; Fungi; Ascomycota; Eurotiomycetes; Eurotiales; Aspergillaceae. The transcript has a single exon. The coding region runs from base 81 to 356 and encodes 91 amino acids. The record is from RefSeq and is a predicted model, not a curated record.